Molecule: messenger RNA, 3106 nt
Organism: Chelmon rostratus (copperband butterflyfish)
Lineage: Eukaryota; Metazoa; Chordata; Actinopteri; Chaetodontiformes; Chaetodontidae
Gene: rnf34b
Product: ring finger protein 34b
Exons: 7
Coding region: 89-1270 (393 amino acids)
Biological process (GO): protein K48-linked ubiquitination; proteasome-mediated ubiquitin-dependent protein catabolic process; negative regulation of extrinsic apoptotic signaling pathway via death domain receptors
Cellular component (GO): cytoplasm; plasma membrane
Molecular function (GO): ubiquitin protein ligase activity
Source: RefSeq, a predicted model, not a curated record
AGGGAAGACGUAAUGGUUUGAUUCCCUGUGCACUUGCAAUGAUCGUCGUCCUGACAUUACUCGGCAGAUUCCUCGAACGGGAGGCGCAAUGAAGGCGGGGGCGUCGUCCAUGUGGGCGUCAUGCUGUGGGCUGCUGAACGAGGUGAUGGGCACGGGCACGGUGCGGGCGCAGCAGCCGGGGUUCGGAGCAGGGGCGGGGCCCUUCCGCUUCGCCCCCAGCGCUGGGUACUCCACCUACCCCCCCACCAGCUCAGGGAGCGCCGGACAGCUGUGCAAGGCCUGCGGACUGGCCUUCUCUGUCUUCAGACGCAAGCACAUCUGCUGCGAUUGUAAGAAGAGUUUUUGCGCCCUGUGCUCGGUGCUUCAGGAGAACCUGCGCUGCUGCACGACCUGCCACCUGCUGCGCGGCACGGCCUUCCAGAGGCCUCGGCUCAUGCAGCUCCGAGUGAAAGACCUGCGCCAGUACCUGCUGCUGCGCAACAUCCCCACCGACACAUGCAGGGAGAAGGAGGACCUGGUGGACUUGGUGCUCUGUCAUCAGGGGACGAGGGAAACCCAGAGGCCGGUGCUGGAGGAGGACGAGGAGGAAGAAGAGGAAGAGGAAGAGGACGCACACGAGGAGGAGGAGGAGGAGGAAGAUGAAGGGGGAGAUGACACAGACAGUCUGCACUCGCUCCCCCACUCGCGCGCCGCCUCGCCCCCCUCCGCCACGCGCUCCACCUCUGAACAGUCGGUCCUCUCCGCCUCUCAGGGAGACGUGCUCAGCCCAAGUGACAGCUCAGGGACCACCAGCCAGGAGCAUGAGGACACUCCAACAGCGUCUCUGUUGAACCUGGAGCCCACUGAAAACAUGAUAGAGGUCAGUCCGGCGACACAGAGGAGGAUCAGGGCCUCGCUGUCUGAUCUGGACAAUGAAGAGGCGAUUGAAAACCUCUCCGUCCGCCAGCUGAAAGAGAUUCUCGCCAGGAACUUUGUCAAUUACUCUGGCUGCUGCGAGAAGUGGGAGCUGCUGGAGCGAGUGCACCGACUCUACAGAGAAGAUCAGCAGAACAGAAAGUCCAUGGAAAAUGUGAGCAUAACUGCAGAUGGUGUCAAAGCUCAGCUGGCGGCUGAUGAAAACUUGUGUCGCAUCUGCAUGGACGCCAUCAUCGACUGCGUGCUGCUGGAAUGUGGUCACAUGGUAACCUGCACCAAAUGUGGCAAGAGGAUGAGCGAGUGCCCCAUCUGCAGGCAGUACGUAGUGCGGGCCGUGCACGUCUUCAAGUCUUAAAACUGUGCGCGUGCGCGUCGGAGCGGCCCUCAGGCGUGCACGUGGCCCAAGCCCUGAAUUUAUCACUGAGGAUGAGCUGCCGUGCAUGACGUCUCGCAGGGCUUAAUGCUGCAGCAGGCACGAGCAACUCCCCGGUCUUUGAAGCCAGACUGUUGCCUCUUGCCUACCAAGAUUUGUCCCCCCCUCCUCCUUUACUAACCCAUGUUCCAGUCCCACUCCUCCUCCUGGUGGACCGUCAUCAGCUGCACCGGGACCCUCGCUCUUUCUCUCUUUGGUCUGUCAAACACAUCGCAGAAACUCCCUGUCAUCACUUUCUACUCUCGAUCCUCUGUUUAGAUUUUACUCACAGGAGAGGAGAGGAGCUGGUCCCGCAGGUCCUUGAAGUGGAUCGGGUUGUUCUGUGUAGUGGAGAGAAGCCGUUGGAUGAAAAAUAUAAGAUCCCAGGGUUAGAGUCAAUAUGGUUUACACAGUCAUGCCACAUGACAGCGUGUCAUCUCCCUCAGUGUUCUUUAGGAUGUGCAAUAUCAGAAAAAAAAACAGAGACUUACAUGUGUUUUUAGAAAAUGUCUAUUCGGUGAUCCGAGCACCACAUGCACCGAGUCAUCUCGUCACACACGCAGGAGGGUGUAAGGUGCCAAACGUCAUGCCUUCGAUCGGUCUUUGGUUCAGAUUUCACAGUAUAUGCAUCUCAUAACCAGCAAGCUUGGUGUGAUAGUUUACUCCUUUUUUCAGUUCUCUCAAAUGAGCUCGUAGGAAAUAAAGCGUGUACAAGUAAACAUUUGAACACUCGCUGUGUUUCUCAUGUAGAAUUAAGUGAUUUGUGCUGAAGACACGGAGAGUAAAAUCGUCGCGUUGUCGCGCCACGUGCUGCACUACAUUCCUGUCAGGGAGCGUGAAGGUUCAUUCGUCACCUUUGAGACAGCGGUUUGACUAAAGAAGGAAAAAAAAUCAGAACUCAAGGCCCACUCACAAGAUUUUUACCAGCUUUCAGCCCUAUUUCACAGGCUGCAUCAGCAGGUGCUCAGUUGUCAUGGAGAUGGGCCAUCACCUUAGCUACAUCAUGCGACCUAAAGCUGAUGUGUGAGUGACCUCGUCCUUCUCUUGAGGAAGACCACAGGCUGAAAGCACCGGAAGAAGGUAAUAAGAGGACCUUGAGUUCAGUUUUUUUUCUUGCACUCUUUUAUCUACAUUUUAAAGACUCGUUCCUCUUUAGUUUAAAACGACUUCCACCAAGCAAUACCGUUUAGUUUACCAAGUCUACCAAGUGUCUUUCUUUGAUUGUGUUGUCCGUUAAUGUGUCUUAGGUAGGUAACAGGUGCUACUUCCUCUUUUCUGAGUGUAACAUCGACACACCUUUUCUGUCAUCCUGUCAAGGCGUCCUUCCAAAUAUCCACCACACAGCGAGAGGGAGAGGAGGCCUGGUUUACUUUAACCUGUUAUGCAAAUGAAACACUUUGUUUUCUUGUCAUGAGAUCCAGUUAACUCAGAUGUCACUAAAAUAUCUGUGUGUACAGUAUGCCUGUGGUAUGUUUAAAAAAAAAGAAAAAGAAAAAAGAAGCUGAAUUGCUGUUAAUUGAAUCGCAUAGAUAGCUUAUAUUGUUGUUUACUGAUAAGUCGUUAAAUGUAUAUUUUUCCAUUUACUUGGGAGACGACAUGAUUUAAAAUUCUACUUAUUGCAGAGGUUUAAAAAUAAAAUAAACCGUUUUUUCAGAAUGUAUUUCUGCUGGUUUUGCUCAGACGAAUCGCUCAGUCCUCUGAUCGUGUCACUCUCUCACCAUUAAAGUUGCGUCAGUCAUGGUCUCGCUCUCCAGCACUUUUUGUCGUCGCCUGCUUCAG